Molecule: messenger RNA, 1275 nt
Organism: Mirounga angustirostris (Northern elephant seal)
Lineage: Eukaryota; Metazoa; Chordata; Mammalia; Carnivora; Phocidae
Gene: SPOCK1
Product: SPARC (osteonectin), cwcv and kazal like domains proteoglycan 1
Exons: 10
Coding region: 1-1275 (424 amino acids)
Biological process (GO): anatomical structure development
Molecular function (GO): extracellular matrix binding; calcium ion binding; protein binding
Source: RefSeq, a predicted model, not a curated record
AUGGAGAUGCUGAAACUCCCUAAAGCACAAAGGAAUCACUAUCCUGAUGUUAAAGAAGAACAUGUGCCCAGACAUAGAAUUCCCCCUGCCCUGGACCCAUCCAAAGACCCCUGCCUGAAGGUGAAAUGCAGCCCUCACAAAGUAUGUGUGACCCAGGACUACCAGACUGCUCUGUGUGUCAGCCGCAAGCACCUGCUCCCCAGGCAAAAGAAGGGGAGCAUGGCCCACAAACACUGGGUCGGACCCUCGAAUCUGGUGAAGUGCAAGCCUUGCCCUGCGGCCCAGUCAGCCAUGGUCUGCGGCUCCGAUGGCCACACCUAUACUUCCAAGUGCAAGUUGGAGUUCCAUGCUUGUUCCACUGGAAAAAGCCUCACCAUCCUCUGUGACGGGCCCUGUCCAUGUCUUCCAGAGCCUGAGCCACCAAAACACAAGACAGAAAAGAAUGCCUGCACAGAUAAGGAGUUGAGGAAUCUCGCGUCCCGGCUGAAAGACUGGUUUGGCGCCCUUCACGAGGAUGCCAGCAGGGUCAUCAAGCCCACCAGCUCUGAUGCAGCUCAAGGCAGAUUUGACACCAGCAUCCUGCCCAUCUGCAAGGACUCCCUGGGCUGGAUGUUCAACAAGUUGGACAUGAACUAUGACCUCCUGCUUGACCACUCAGAGAUCAAUGCCAUCUACCUGGAUAAGUAUGAGCCCUGUAUCAAGCCUCUUUUCAACUCCUGUGACUCCUUCAAGGAUGGCAAGCUCUCCAACAACGAAUGGUGCUACUGCUUCCAGAAGCCUGGAGGUCUCCCUUGCCAGAAUGAAAUGAACAGGAUUCAGAAGCUGAGCAAGGGGAAAAGCCUGUUGGGAGCAUUCAUCCCUCGGUGCAACGAGGAGGGCUAUUACAAAGCCACACAAUGCCACGGCAGCACUGGGCAGUGCUGGUGUGUGGAUAAAUACGGCAACGAGCUGGCCGGCUCCAGGAAACAGGGCGCCGUGAGCUGCGGUGUUGACCGUAUAAAGAUCUGGGCAGAAGAAUCUCGAGACGUAUCUGUGGUCUACAGUGAACAAGUUUACAGUGGAGACGCAUUCACCCUGAAAUCACAAGAGGAGCAGGAGACUUCAGGGGAUUUUGGCAGUGGCGGCUCUGUGGUCCUGCUAGAUGACCUAGAGGAUGAGCGGGAGCUGGGACCAAAGGACACAUUGGGGAAGCUGAGGGUGCACACCCGGGCAGUGACAGAGGAUGAUGAGGAUGAGGACGACGACAAAGAGGACGAGGUGGGCUACAUAUGGUAG